Podarcis muralis (Common wall lizard) is the source of this 1546-nucleotide messenger RNA. The record is from RefSeq and is a predicted model, not a curated record. Lineage: Eukaryota; Metazoa; Chordata; Lepidosauria; Squamata; Lacertidae.
UUUUAAAGGCAUGAGCAGAAAAGAGACCGAACGCCUCUUGCUGGCACCUGGCAAUGUGAUGGGGUCAUUUCUGAUCAGGGAAAGCGAAACUAAUCCAGGCGCCUUUUCCCUUUCCAUCAGGGACUACACAUCUCAAGGGGAUGUCAUCAAACAUUAUCAAAUCCGCUCUCUGGACCAUGGGGGAUAUUACAUCUGCCCAAGGACCACAUUCCCUACGCUGCAGGACCUUGUCAAACAUUAUUCUUCUUACGAAGAUGGCUUGUGUCAACUUCUACGGCAGCCGUGCAUCUCUCUGGUUCCACAAAGGCCGUGGACCACCGACGAAUGGGAGAUUCCUCGGGAAACACUGAAACUUGUCAAGAAGCUGGGAGCAGGCCAGUUUGGAGAGGUUUGGAUGGGUUAUUACAAGAAUAAUGUGAAGGUGGCAGUGAAGACCCUGAAAGAAGGCAGCAUGGCUCCAGAUGCCUUCUUGGCCGAAGCCAACUUGAUGAAGAGGCUUCAGCAUAGCAAGCUGGUUCGUCUGCACGCCGUGGUCACCCAGCAGCCGAUUUACAUCGUAACGGAAUACAUGGCCAACGGCUGCUUGCUGGAUUUCUUGAAAUCAGAGGACGGAAGGAAGUUGACUCUCCCCAAACUUAUAGACUCCUCAGCCCAGGUCGCUGAAGGGAUGGCGUACAUUGAGAGAAUGAACUCCAUUCACAGGGACCUCAGGGCAGCCAACAUCCUCGUCUCAGAGACCCUCUGUUGCAAAGUUGCAGACUUUGGCUUGGCUAGGAUCAUAGAGAAUGAGUACCUCGCAAAAGAAGGUGCCAAAUUUCCUAUCAAAUGGACAGCACCAGAAGCAAUCAACUAUGGAGUUUUCACUAUCAAAUCCGAUGUCUGGUCUUUUGGAGUUCUCCUAACUGAAAUCAUCACCUAUGGAAGAUGCCCCUAUCCUGCUAUGACCAAUCCUGAAGUCAUCCAACAUCUACAGAAGGGUUACCGGAUGCCCCGUCCGGAAAACUGUCCAGCUGAACUCUAUACAGUCAUGUUGAAAUGCUGGAAAAAUAAUCCCGAAGAGAGACCCACGUUUGAAUACCUCCAGUCCACCCUCGAGGACUUUUACACGGCCACGGAAGCACAGUACGAAGCUCAGCCCACUUCUUCCUGAGCAGUGACAGAGCUGCUGGAGACUUCUGUAAAAAAACAACCCUUGUGGGACGCUGACAAGAGGGGUGUGUGGACUCGCUUCUGAAGCAGACUUUGCUGGACAGUUGGGCAUUUCUGUUCCUCUACAGCCGCCUUUGGUCCUCACCCCGUUCUAAGGUCCCCUGUGAGACCAGGAGCUGAGAUGGAUUUUAUUCCGGGACAGUCCUAAAGGAGAGGAUUUGAGAAGAGGAGACUCAAAUGCCCUUUAGAUCGGACUCCGUUGCCUGUCCCAAACUCGUCCUUACCGAUUAAACAAUAACUUAAACUAGGGUUACCAGAUUUCCCCAGUUCCAGGGGACAGCCCCCGGAUUUGCAAAUCUGUCCCCGGGCAAAUUCCGUCCCCAGAAUGUCCCCAGAU